CUCGGCGUUUCAACUUCUACAGCAAGCUUCUCUUGAUAUUAUGUUUCAAGAGUAGAGGCAGCCAGCCAGCUGGCUUAAAUAGCUCUCUUAGUUAGCUGUGGCAGUAAUGUUUCUGCCUGAAGCCUCAUUUUACCAACAAAUUACCAACACGUUAAUCCCAGUUGACUGUGCUAUUGAUUGCCUACUACCUAAGAUGGCUCACCUUAGCAAGGCAAACCCGCCAGGCGACUAUGUCUGCCUGGGAUGGCUCACGGGUACAAUAUUGUUUACCCUGCAGAUGAAGAGUACGGUUGUCACCCAAACGGUUGGUUGUGACCUGUCUGCGGUCGGUGGCUGUACACACAAGGAUACUCGUAUCCACCUGCGCACCAAGCUUUUUCGGACUUUUAAGAAUUGAUGGGGCUAUAUCUCGUUAUGGAAAUUGACUCGUAUCGAGUCUGUCGGGCCAUGAUAUAUAGACCUAUGCCUUUUCCUCUAGAAUGCACCUUUCCUCUACCCACCACGAUAUCAACAAGAUCAUUCCCCAGUGCAAUUCAUAUAGGAUUGACCAUAACUCCCCCUUUAUCUCAUUUCCCUUCAAAAACCGGUACACAAAAUGCUUAUAUAUAAAGCAAUCAAGAAGCGCCGCGAGGAAAACCAGCCUGGAUCUGAGCUAGCCGUCGAUUCGGAGAAACAAAAGGAGAAGAAGCUGUGUUCGCAUCUUCUGGGAAGCCAAAGCCAAACUUCAGCCUCACCAUUAUUAUUAAACAAACCAAAGCAGACUUACAUUCGCCCGGAUGCCGGGUCUCUUGAACCCCAGCAGGCAGAAGCCUUACUCGAGUUAGCCGAUUUAAACCAGCGAUCUCAAAUACAGGCGUCGGGGCCAUGUGAGUUGUGUAAAAAGGAGAAACAUGACGCCCGUGUUUACCGAUGGAAGUUGAUUGCGGGCUUACUGCUGCCGUACUUCCUAGCAUCCGUGGACUUGACCAUUGUCGCUGCAGCAUUACCUUUUAUUGCAUCUCACUUUAACAAGUUAGAUCAACUCAACUGGAUCGUAACGGCUUUUACCCUUACUUCAACGGCGUUCAUUCCUGCCUUUGGCCAACUAUCCGAUGUCUUUGGCCGCCAUUUCGUUCUACAGCUAGCAAUGUUUCUUAUGCUCAUCGGCAGCGUUUUAUGCGCUGUUGCUCCGUCGUGGGGUGUCCUCUUGCUAGGUAGGGCAUUGCAAGGAACAAGCGCGUCGGGUAUCACAAAUUUGAUUCAGAUAAUAUUGGCCGAUAAAGUCAGUCUGAAAGACAACGCAAAGAACAGUACCAUCUUCCAGUUCGUUGCUGGAAUUUCCUACAGUGUUGGGCCUAUUAUCGGCGGGUGA
Messenger RNA from Trichophyton rubrum CBS 118892, 1351 nucleotides. RefSeq lists its product as uncharacterized. The transcript is spliced from 2 exons. Bases 596 to 1351 code for a protein of 251 amino acids. Gene Ontology annotation, biological process: transmembrane transport; basic amino acid transport. The record is from RefSeq and is a predicted model, not a curated record. Lineage: Eukaryota; Fungi; Ascomycota; Eurotiomycetes; Onygenales; Arthrodermataceae. Gene Ontology annotation, cellular component: fungal-type vacuole membrane. Gene Ontology annotation, molecular function: basic amino acid transmembrane transporter activity.